This is a messenger RNA of Cervus elaphus (red deer), 1092 nucleotides long. RefSeq names its product basic salivary proline-rich protein 4-like. The record is from RefSeq and is a predicted model, not a curated record. Lineage: Eukaryota; Metazoa; Chordata; Mammalia; Artiodactyla; Cervidae. Bases 1 to 1092 code for a protein of 363 amino acids. The transcript is spliced from 5 exons.
AUGGCCAGCCGGCGCCUCCCUGCCGACCUCGCCUGGGCCCGGCUGGCGCAGUGCCGCGCGCGUCGCGGAAGCCUCCUCGCCAGACGCCGUCCCCAAAGCGCGCUGCUUUUCAGCGUCUCGCUUGGCGCGCAGAGCGGGCCUGGCCGCGGUCGGCGCGGGGCGCAAGGCGGCGUCGGCCGGGGACUCGGCGUGGCUACCCACCUCCGGGAGAGUGUCUCUGGCCCAGCUGAGGGUGGCAGCCCCGCCUCACAGACACACCCCGAGCUGUCGCCACUGACAGCUGGCCUGGCCUGGGACUGCUACUUCGGGGACACCCCACAACCACCAGCCCAGCCUGGCUCCCUUUGCCCCGAGUGUGCCCUGUUAGGGACCCAGGCGAGCAUCCAGGACCCAGUCUUCAGCUCCAGGGCCCUGCGUGCCCCAGCGGCCCGAGGGAGGAGGCGCCGGACCCCCGCCCAGCACGUGGCACCACCCCAGGAACAGUCAGAGCCUGGCUGCGGGCCGGGGGCCGGCUGGGUGGUCCCCCACGGGCUGCGUGGCGGGGCCACCCGCUCCAGCCCCCUCCCGCCAGCACAUUCCUGGCUCCGCGGCCCCUCCCCCGGCUUCAGGGCCUCCCAGCCCCCUCCCCCGCUGGCCCGGCCAGCGUCUGAAUCUGCUUCUGAUUCCGGCUCUGCCGACGCGGCCCCCUCCUCUCCCCUCCCUCCUUCCCGGCCGAGCAGCCCCGCCCCCGGCUGGGCCCAGGCUGGAGCCCGCUGCGCCCCCCACCCCCUCUUGGCACAGCUCGCCCGCCCUCGCUGCAGCCGGGAGGAGGCGGCGGCCCGGGCGCCCCAGGCCCCGCCCGCCCGCGGCCCGUCCCGGGAGGCCGGGAGACCUGCUCGACCCGGCCCUCGGUGGGCCCCGCGGGAGGACUCGCGGGCGUCCCCGCUGCUCUGCUCGGCCCGGAGCGUGCCCGCAGCGGCGCCCACCUCUGGGCCCCGAUUGGGGCCGCCCGGGGGCUCUGGUGGCUCGGCACCCCGGGCCAACGGGCAGAGCCUCGGACCGGGCUCUCUCUCUCCCGAGGGCAGCGACGUGGGGCCCCGGCCGGCCGGCUGA